CGGAAGUUACGCUAGGGACUCGCGAGCGCAGCGAUGGACCUGUAAGGAUAUAGGCCAUUUGGGGUAGGGGGCGGGCAGACCUCCUUGGACGGCGCCGGAAGUGGUCGUGCCGAGUAGAGCUAGGGAAGAAGCUGGCGAGCCAGCUCACUUGGCUGCAGCUGGCCGCUGGGGUAAGACGCCUUCUCCCUCCUCUCCGAGAGCCUGGCCCAUUCUCUCCGAUUCGGUCACCAUGGAUUUCAGGGAAAUUCUCAUGAUAGCUUCUAAAGGACAAGGAACCAACAGCGUACCGAAAAGGUAUAGUUUGGCAGUGGGUCCUGCCAAAAAAGACCCAAAAGUUAAGGGUGUCCAGCCAGCAGCUGUACAAGCUUUUCUCAGAAGAAAAGAGGAGGAGCUCAGACGAAAAGCCUUAGAGGAAAAAAGGAGAAAAGAAGAACUAGUGAAAAAGCGAAUUGAGUUAAAACAUGACAAGAAAGCAAGAGCUAUGGCCAAGAGGACAAAGGACAAUUUUUAUGGUUACAAUGGGGUUCCUGUUGAGGAAAAGUCAAAGAAAAGACAGGCAAUGGAAAGCCAUGGUCAGGGAACAGACCAAGAGUAUGAGAUGGAAGAAGAGGAAGAAUUCUUAGAAUACAAUCAAGCAGCAUCAGAGCAGGAGUAUGAAGAAGAGCAAGAACCUCCUCCCAAAGUUGAAAGUAAACCAAAGGUCCCCCUUAAAAGUGCCCCACCACUCAUGAACUUCACUGACUUACUCAGGCUGGCUGAGAAAAAGCAGUACGAACCAGUGGAAAUCAAGGUGGUGAAGAAAACAGAAGAGCGGCCUAUGACUGCACGAGAACUUAGGGAGCGAGAAUUUCUUGAACGAAGGCAUAGGAAAAAGAAACCUGAGGCAGAUGCAAGACUACCUCCAACCAAAAAGGCACCCUCUCAGACAGAAAGUAUGGGCACAAAACCUAGCAGAGUUUCUGGGAACAAGCAUCCUUCUUCCAAGGGUACUCCCCUUCCUCGUGAUGAGAAGAAAUCCAGACCCAGCGCAGCUAAUGAGAAACAUUUAGGUUUGUUUUCAUCCAAAUCCAUGCCAGGAGAGAGGACCAAAGCAGGAUCUAGCAACUGCUCCCAACCCUCGCUUCGGAAGGACCAUGACAGGCCUGUUUUCAAUGGGGCUGGAAAGACCCACUCGAGCACCUAUUCACCAAGUGUCCCAAAGACUUCUGCUAAAGGGAUGCAGAAAUCUGUUACUGAGCACAAAGCCAAAAAAUCUCCUCCCCAUCCUAGCCAUUCCAGACCUGGACCCGUGGUCACCCCACAUAAGGCUAAGAGUCCAGGUGUCAAGCAGCCAGGCAGCAGUUCCAGCCUAGCUCCUGGGCGGCCCAGCACAGUGAGUGUUCGGCCUACAGUUAGUUCUGGCUCCGUGCCCAAGCGCCAGGAUGGCAGCUCCAGCUCAGGACCUGAGCGAUCAGUCAGUGGGACCAAGAGGCCAGCCAGUGACUCAAAUCCUCCUAGAAGGACAGGUGGCUCUGGACGACCCAUCAGUGGCUCAGGUGGUUCUGGGAAGUCAGUGGUCAGCCCUGGUGGCCCUGGGCGGCCUGUGCACAGUCCACAUGACCGACGACCAAUGAGUGGCUCAGUGCCCCCCGGGCGGUCAGUCAGUGGCUCAGUUCCAGCUGGACGGACUGUCAGUAGUUCAGGCCCUGGAAGACCAGUGAGCAGCUUGGGACCUGGGCGAAUAGUUAGUAGCUCAGGUCCCCCCCAUAAGCCCAAAUGCACUGUUGUCUCAGAAACAAUAUCUUCUAAGAAUAUCAUUACCCGGCCCAGCAAUGGACAGAUGAAUGGAAUGAAGCCUUCCUUGGCUGGCUACAGAUCUGCCCAAGGUCCUCAAAGGCUUCCCUUCCCUAGUGGUUACAAAAGACCGAGAGACUGUGAAGAGGAGGAAGAUGAGGACUAUGACUCUGAAAUGAAAGAUUUUAUCGAAGAUGAAGGAGAAUCUCAGGAAGAAAUAUCCAAGCACAUUCGCGAAAUCUUUGGCUAUGACCGAAAAAAAUACAAAGAUGAAAGUGAUUAUGCCUUACGUUACAUGGAGAGUAGUUGGAAAGAACAGCAGAAGGAAGAAGCAAAGAGUUUAAGACUAGGUAUGCAAGAGGACUUAGAGGAAAUGAGACGGGAGGAAGAAGCAAUGAAAUGCCGAAAGGUCAAGAAGCUGAAAAGACGUUAGCUGCUGCUUUUAUUUAUUUUUGUGAAACUCUGGAGACACUCUACUGCAAAGAAGUCCUGCCUUCGGACUGAAGAAGCCCAUUAUCACUUUAGAUUUAUACUUGGGACCUCAUGGACAAGGAAUGGAUACUAUAUAUUUUGAGCAUAAAGUAUUUUCAAAUACUUACCGGGGUGAAAUCUGUAGUGCAGAUGACAUAAUGCCCAGUGAGUGCUCUUAGGAAGUUAACUGCUCACAGGUGCCGGCCUUGAUCCUGAUGAGCUAUGCACUCUAAUGUGGGCCCACUCAACAGUCAGCCAAUCUUCUUUUGUUCCUUUGCUAAUUUAAAAAGGAAAAAAGAUUGCUUCUUGACUUCCAUAAUUCUGUUGAUGGUUGAGUAGGGCAAUGGCUGGCUCCCAAUCAAACUUAUUUUGUCUUUUUAUGAGGAAUCUGGCCCUUCCAUGAAUGUUGCCAGCAAUAAAGUGACCUGUUCUAAUCUAUAUGUUUGGAUUGAGAACUUGAAAAUGUAGAGUAGGCUUUAUAAUUAUAUGGAUGUCAUCUCUGUGACUUUGAAGUAAAAAGUAGAAUAAAUUAUAUUGUAUUCUAUAUUCAUGGAUUGGAUGCUGAGCAUUCUUAUUCACUGAUUUAGGUGAUUAGGCAACUAACCAAAAAAAUUUCAAUUUAAAAAACAAGCUAUGCCAUUUGGUAUAAGAAUAUUCUUUUCCAAGUUUUCCUUUCAGAUUUAUUGUAAAAUAGACAAUGUUACUGUGCUGAAUUUUAUCUAAAAAGUCAUUUUAUAUUGAAGAAAAAAUAUUUUAUUCAAAGAUUAGAGUUGAAAGAGUAAUAGCUUAAAAAAUAAGCAAGUGACACGUGAGGCGACCCUUACUCCUCCAUUAUGAAGAUACUUUGGAAUCCAAGGUGCCCUUGUAUCUCUUGAUGUUAAUGACUUUGCAUUUUUAUCUUUAAAUUCCUUAGCAAUUAAUGGCAAAAACCAAAAACUAAAUUCAUGUGUAUCAAGAGCA
This is a messenger RNA of Myotis brandtii (Brandt's bat), 3204 nucleotides long. RefSeq names its product SPT2 chromatin protein domain containing 1 (gene SPTY2D1). The record is from RefSeq and is a predicted model, not a curated record. NCBI's taxonomy places the organism in Eukaryota, Metazoa, Chordata, Mammalia, Chiroptera, Vespertilionidae. The transcript has 6 exons. The coding region runs from base 230 to 2206 and encodes 658 amino acids. Gene Ontology annotation, molecular function: histone binding; DNA binding. Gene Ontology annotation, cellular component: nucleolus. Gene Ontology annotation, biological process: regulation of DNA-templated transcription; nucleosome assembly.